This is a messenger RNA of Paramisgurnus dabryanus, 5132 nucleotides long. Lineage: Eukaryota; Metazoa; Chordata; Actinopteri; Cypriniformes; Cobitidae. The record is from RefSeq and is a predicted model, not a curated record.
CUCAGUCAACAUGCUGCGGAACGUUUGUAUGUGCGUUGAUAUGAUGAGUACGUUUUGGUCACACGUUUUGAUAAUUGUGAAUUGAGGUGAAGGUUUACGGUUUGCUGACAAUUAUCGAGGUUAUACCAUGAUGCCGGGAGAGAAUCAGUCAAAAGUCGCGGAAAUCGCCUCUGAUGCGACUUCUGGCACUUGUCAAAACUGCACUGUUUUAAAUCAGCGCGACAUUAUGCCAGUUAAGAUACAGAAAGCUACAAGCUUGGAUGAAUAUGUUGCUGCUUUGUUAACACUUAAGCAGAAGAUCAUUGACACAGACCGUCUUUUGAGUGAAUACAAAGAGAAGUGUGAUGAGCUUCAAAAAUCACAGAGAGAAAGCAGCAAACUGCACAGACAACUGGAUGAGGUGCUGUUGAAGCUGGAGCCUUUAGAGAAACAGACAGCGGAGUAUGAACACACAAAGACUGAGCUGGAGAAAACAAAGGCUGAUUUGAGAUGUUAUCAACAAAAGUGUGAGGAUGUGGAGAAACUGCGAGCUGACAACGCUCAUACCCUCUCGCUGAAAGAAAAAGUUGAAGAAACCUUAAGGAAAGCUGAGGACACGGUGCAGAGGCAGAAUCUGGAAAACGAGACGCUCCGAGCUCAGCAGAAAACAUUAGAAGAGGAUCUGCAAAAAACUCAGGAUUCCCUGGAUGAAUACCUGCAGAUUGCUGAGGAGGUUGAGAAUCUGAAGCUGGAAAAUGCCAAGACACUGAUUUUGAAAGGAAACAUUGAGAAUGAACUUUUGGUGCUAAAAGAGACAAAGGUUCAACAGAGCAAUGAAAUAUUGGAACUUAAAAAUGAGAAAACAAGGCUGGAAGAAAUUCUGCACACGACACAGCAAAGGCUGAACACACUUGAGAAGGAGUUUAACAAAGAAAAAAGGAGUACAUCUUCUCAAACAGAUGCUGAGCUGCAUAUCGACAAAGGUAAAGUCAGAAAGCUUCUGGAGGAACUCUGGCAUUGUGUGGAACCUUCAUCACAAACCAAUGAACAGUUGCUUCUCAAUGGAGAGCCUACACUUUUGAAAACCCAAUUUAACAGAACACCACCCCAACAAGUGCUUACCAGUCCUGUAAGGGAACCUUCAUCACAAACCAACAAACAGUUGCUUCUCAAUGAAGUGCAUACACCUUUAAAAACCCAACUUAGCAGAACCCCACCCCAACAAAUGCUUACUAGUCCUUUAAGGGAACCUUCAUUACAAACCAACGAGCAGUUGCUUCUCAAUGAAGUGCAUACACCUUUGAAAACCCAACUUAGCAGAACCCCACCCCAACAAAUGCUUACUAGUCCUUUAAGGGAACCUUCAUUACAAACCAACGAGCAGUUGCUUCUCAAUGAAGAACCUACACCUUUGAAAACCCAACUUAACAGAACACCACCCCAACAAGUGCUUACCAGUCCUUUAAGAACACAGGAUUCUUGUUCAUCUCCAUGGAAACGGUGUCCAGAAACUCACCCGCUGUCUCCAAACCUCUUAAGCUCCAGGCUGGGGGCAUCUCCACGGAUCAUCAGCCCUAAAUCAUCACCUCAGAACCUCAUCAAGCCCAAUAAAGAACAGCAGUCCAGUACACGAAGAAGAAAGAGGAAAGUAAGAUCAGAUGCGCUUGAACAUGUGGACCGCCAGACAAAUGAAGUGGAUGAAUCCUCACAGAAAGAAAUAAACAACAAAGACUUAUUAUGUGAAGACUAUAACCCAGAUUUUGAAGACAUUACAGAGUGGUUCAGACCUUUGCCUGAUGUUUUAUCACCUUUACAAAGCCCUUUAACAGAAUUGGUUUGCUCAAAUGAUGACCAACCCGUGUUGGAUAUUUUGGAGGAAGAUCAACCAGAAGCACUUUCAAAUUUGCAUAUUCUUAAAAACACAACAUGUACAGAUAUCGAAAAUCAGAAGUCACAAGAAGUGGAAACCCCUUCUGUUUUUGUGUCUUCAUUUAAUCAUCUGAAUACAGAAUCUGUGGAUAAUCUGGAAUUGGAAAACGCAUCAUUUGACAGCCAGUCCAUGGAGGUAGAGGAUAUGUCUGAAGUAAAGCAAAGCUUUGUGGGUGACACCCAAAAUCCAGCUCCACAGCCGUCUGUAGAAAAUGUUGCCACAGUGGAAAGUUCCUUAGAAGAAGAUCCCAAACAAGUUGUGGGAGAGGAUUUGCUUGUGAAUCAAAACUUGAAUGAAGCUACAAAAGUCACCAAUAUUUCUGUGAACUCACUGGAAACCUCAAAUCCUCAACCGUGUGUGGAACCUGACCCCAUAUCCACCAAUUCUGUUGAAUCUGCAGAUUACAAUCAUUCUCAGAUACAGUCACUGAAGUCAAAUGAAAACAGUGUUACAGCACUUGAUGUAAACUGUAGUAGGUUAGAUGGCCCUAAAAAUGAGGAUUUAAAAUCUCCUGUACAUCUUGAAAUAAGGACGGUAACAGAUAUAUCAACCCAUGACAUUCCGACCAACACCUUAACAAGUGCGCUUAUUGAACAUCAGAAAAGUUCACAUGAGAAUGAUGUUUCCACUUUGAAGUCUUCAAAAGAUGUAGAAUCGUCAUCAGAAGAUGAAGGGCACUUUGGUUUGAAGAGAAAGGUUAGGCGGGUUCGCUCAAGGUCUGAGGUAAGGAUCUCCUUGGAAGAGUUGGACGAUGUCUCCGAGACUGUGCAUUGUUCCUCUUCAAAUCAUCUUUCCAAGGAUGAGCCUUCUGAAAACACAGACAAGUCUUACUCUAGACUUUCCACAGGAGAUAUGGAGCCUGAAGAUGAACGAGAUGCUAAGCCAUCAGACGGUGAAACUGAAACUGCCACUGAGGAUAUGCAAGAAGUAGACGAGUCAGAGAAACUGAGAAAAACAUCACUGCAGACGAACGACAGAUCUCCCCAACAUAAUGAGAUGUUAAUCGAUGACCUAAGCUCUGGCAUAGAAAGUUUAGAUGGUAAUGUUUACAACAACAGUAUAGCAUCAGGAGACUCCGCCGUGGAUUGUCCUGAGGGUACCGGCACAUCAAACCACAUUAGUUUAGAUGCAGGAAACUCUGAAAAUGAAGAAAAGGUUCCAGAUCUCAACACAAAAGCUCACGUUACACCAACCCCAUGUUUGUCUCGGGUUCGGACAGAAAUGGGUCCACCACUACCUCCAGUUGUUAUGCCAUUGACUGCUACUCCUCCAAGAUUUGUAAAACAUCACACACCAUCAAAGCCUACUCCAUCAAGGAUAGCAACUGAUGGACCAAAAUCUCCAAAGAAGCCAACAUCAGUGCCUGUUAUUGAUACAGCUCUUCUAGAUGCAUCAAAAAUGUCUCCUUGUUUGACUACUCCAUCGCCAUCUCGUGGAGUUCCUUCCUCACCAUUGCAGUUUGGAUCAGCUACUCCAAAACAUGCCGUUCCGGUCCCAGGAAGACUCCCAUCGUCUGCCAUAUCCUCCUCACCUCCUGCUGCUUCUCCUCAGGAAAAUUCAAUGCAAAUGCUGGACAGUAUGUAUCCUGAGCUCUCUGCACGAGCACGCACUUUAAACAUCCUCCGGGGAAAUGUUAACCUGAACAGAGCUGGCAAUGAAAAUGGUGCUUCCCCUACAUCCAUUAGCCAGAUAUCAGGAAACAAAAGCAUCAGUUCCUCAUCCACUGCCUUUACUAAAACUGAACAAAAACCAAAAAGGACAGGUGUGAACAUGCUUUUGCCAAAGAGUGCUAAAAGACUCAGACUGGACAACUGUUCGCCCGCUUCUGCGAUGGUUUCUCCUACAGAACAAGUAAUGGAUCAUCAACCACUGGGUGUCAUCAAAACAGACUCCUCUAAAUCUCAUCAAGACAUGCAAAGCAAUCGAACAAAUCUGAAAGUAGAACAUAAACCGGACACCAAGAAAGAUGGCAAACAGAUCCAAAUUUCAGAAGCACUGGCCAAAAUAGCAGCCACCUGUUUCGAAGUGUUGCCUGUUGUUAAGAGCCACGUGUUUCUGGGGAGAAUAUCUCAGCAGCCCAUAUUGAUCGAUGAAGAAAAGGCUGUGAUUGCUGAUUUCUGUGUAUGUCAGUCUUCAGCAGAAGACCUCAUGUCUGCCAUCUUGACGAAACUGAAGACGGAAAGAAGCAUUUUGAAUUGCGCAAAUAUGCAAGCUCUGUGUAGAGUCUACACGGGUUUAUGUCGCCAGAUGGGGGACUAUCAGAAAGCUCAUGCUUUGGCCUACAGUAUUCUCAAAGAGGAUUUUCCUGAUGCCUGUAAGUUAAUCUUGUUCAUUGUCACGACAUGGCCAAGUGUGCUCUUCCACGAAACCUCCUUGUGCAAAGCCAUCCAAACUGUGGCCAAGCUAAAAGCAGAAGGAGAAAUUUUGGAGUACCUUACAAAAUAUCUGCAUUGGGAUAAGAGCCCCCCACAUGAUAUUACUAAAAUGGUCAACAGUACAUUAAAAGCACUUCGGGAGGAUAAAGAUUUGACAUUUCAGAAGCAUCAGCGUCACGGCCAUGAUCUUUGCCCUGCUGCGUGGGAAUACAUAUACACAUUGGAUCUUCUAUGUACACACAUGAACUGGAAGUGGACGCAUGACAUUGUUAUUGGCAAAGAGCUCUGGCCCAUCAUGAAUGCAUGGGUUACACAGCAGAGGCCCCUGCAAACCCCAAUCCGAGAUGUUUCUGUAGCAGCCGUUCUGAGAAUAAUUGGACGACUUGGUCAGUUAGGGAUAAAGCAGAGGCUGUUCAAAUCAGUGCAGAAUGUUGCAAAAGCCAUAAACCUCUUUGGCAAACAUGGGAUUACAGAAGGUGUGCCCGAUGAGGUGCAGUUAUCCGCUGUCUAUGCAAUUUAUGACCUGGCGCCCUGUAACCCCAAAGAGGCCCUGGAGGCUUUGGCAUCAUGGCGGAGCGAGACCUCACAGCAAGUUCCCUCUGCUGUGACCAGCUGCAUAACUCAGAUCGGGUCUCUCUGCCGGCAGAUCAAGUCUUGAAACUGUAUUUUUAACUUUGCACAUGCUGUUGCAUUUCUUUUUAUAUAAAAAUGGAUCAAAAUCCUAAAAAUGUGAAUGAGCCAUAAUGCUGUAGAAAUUGGUUACAGAAAAGCAAGGAAAUAAUGCCAUUCUUGUACAUUUGUGUAUAUUAUACAUGUAGAUUAAAGAUACUAAGUUUAUACCAUAAAGA